AAAUGUGAUUGCUGCACCGCUGAUUCUACGUGAGAAAAUACCUCUCUCUCCAAUAAUGGUACCGGAGAGAACCGGUUCCCAUACCGGUGAACACGAAAUCACCGAACCUCUACUUCAAGGCGACCGCGACACGUGUCCAACCGGCGACGAUUCUCCGAUCGAGCAGGUAUCCCUGACGGUGCCGGUGACCGACGAUCCAUCGCUGCCUUCGUUCACUUUCCGGACAUGGAUUUUGGGAACCCUAGCGUGCGCGCUUCUCUCGUUCCUGAACCAGUUCUUCUGGUACCGGCGGGAGCCGCUGUCGAUGACGGCGAUCUCGGCGCAGAUCGCGGUGGUGCCGGUGGGACACCUGAUGGCGGCGACGGUGACGGAGCGCGUGUUCAUGAAGGGGACGAGGUGGGAGUUCACGCUGAACCCGGGGAAGUUCAACGUGAAGGAGCACGUGCUUAUCACCAUCUUCGCCAAUUCCGGAGCCGCUAGCGUCUACGCCAUUCACUUCGUCAGCAUCGUCAAAGUGUUCUACAAAAGAGAAAUUUCGCUGUUACUGGGCUGGCUCGUCGUUCUGGGUACCCACUUGUUGGGCCUCUCUUGGGCCGGCGUUUUUCGUCGCUACUUAGUCGAGCCCGCUGCCAUGUGGUGGCCCCAGAAUCUCGUACAGGUCUCGCUUUUCAGGGUGCUGCACGAGAAUGAGGAGAGGCCAAAGGGUGGUUUAACACGGAAUCAGUUCUUCCUCGUAACAUUUGUUUGUAGUUUUGCUUAUUAUGUGUUUCCAGGCCACUUGUUCCCAAUGUUAACAUCACUUUCUUGGAUAUGCUGGAUGUUUCCCACUUCUAUUAUAGCACAACAGCUAGGUUCAGGGCUGCGUGGACUUGGAGUAGGUGUUGUUGGUUUUGACUGGUCCACUGUAUGUGCUUACCUUGGGACCCCUCUGGCUAGUCCUUGGUUUGCCACGGCUAAUGUUGCUGCUGGUUUUGUCAUUUUCAUAUACCUCCUCACACCCUUUUCUUAUUGGCUUAACAUUUACAAGGCAAGAAGGUUUCCCAUAUUUUCGGAUGAUCUAUUCACGUCCAAUGGCCAAAAAUACAACAUCUCAAGUAUUGUUGACUCCAACUUUCACCUUGAUUUGGAGGCUUAUCAGCGUGAGGGCCCUCUUUACUUCAGCAUCAACUUUGCUAUGACAUAUGGCUUCGCUUUUGCUUGCCUUGCUGCCACCCUUGUACAUGUAUUGCUCUUUCAUGGGAGUGAAAUAUUGCAGCUAAGCAAGUCUGCUUUCCAAGAGAAGAAGAUAGAUAUACACACAAAGCUUAUGAGGAAAUACUAUAAGCAAGUUCCUGAAUGGUGGUUUGUUUGCAUUCUUCUGUUCACCAUCACGACAAUUAUGUUUAUGUGUGUGAAUUACGAGGACCAACUCCAGCUUCCAUGGUGGGGUGUGAUAUUAGCCUGUGCUAUUGCCAUGUUGUUCACACUUCCUAUUGGAGUAAUCAAAGCCACGACAAAUCAGGCACCGGCUUUGAAUGUGUUAACAGAGUAUAUAAUAGGAUACAUCUAUCCGGGGUAUCCUAUUGCUAACAUCUUGUUUAAAGUGUUUGGGAAUGGAAGUGUUAAACAAGGAAUUUCCUUUUUGGAAGACUUCAAGCUUGGUCAUUACAUGAAGAUUCCUCCUAGAGCAAUGUUCACGGCACAGAUAUUUGGCACCACUAUAUCUGCAUUGGUGCAUUCAGUAACAGCUUGGUGGCUGAUGAACACUAUUCCAAAUAUAUGCGAUAGAGAGUUGCUUCCACCAGGCAGCUCAUGGACAUGCCCUAGUGAUCAUGUAUUCUAUGAUGCAUCUGUGAUAAUGGGAUUGAUAGGGCCUCGUAGAAUAUUUGGAGAUCUUGGACAUUACUCGGCCAUCAAUUGGUUCUUUUUGGCUGGAGCUAUUGUUCCUAUCAUAGUUUGGCUAGCACACAAGGCAUUUCCAAAUAAACAAUGGAUUAGACUAGUCAACAUUCCUGUGAUCUUGACAGGAGUAGCGCAAAUGCCUCCAGCUACACCAGUGAACUACACUAGUUGGGUUCUUGUUGGAUUUGCCUCAGGGUUUGUUGCUUAUCGCUAUAACCGUGGAUGGUGGAGUCGACACAACUAUGUGCUAUCUGGGGGACUUGAUGCUGGAUUAGCCUUCAUGGGGGUGUUGCUUUACAUUUGUUUGGGGAUGCAGCAGAUCAACCUAAACUGGUGGGGCAGUGACCCUGAUGGAUGCCCUUUAGCUUCAUGUCCAACGGCUCAUGGGAUCGAAGAGUGUCCUCUUUACUGAAGUGAAGCAGCCCCAAGUAUUGUUUUGGUAAACCGUAAACUUCUAUAUAAACACAGAAAUGUUAAUAACAAUCUCUUAUUAGUACUUUCUUUCCAA
Molecule: messenger RNA, 2389 nt
Organism: Cajanus cajan (pigeon pea)
Lineage: Eukaryota; Viridiplantae; Streptophyta; Magnoliopsida; Fabales; Fabaceae
Product: oligopeptide transporter 7
Biological process (GO): transmembrane transport
Molecular function (GO): oligopeptide transmembrane transporter activity
Source: RefSeq, a predicted model, not a curated record